AGCCCAGAUCCCAGCACCAGCCUCCGCCGCCAGCCCGGACCAUGAGCCGCCCCGAGAGCUUCGCCCCCGGCAGCGCCCUGCUGCUGUUGCUAGCGGCCUGCGCCGCGCUGUGCCGGGGUGCCCCCCUGGCCGGCGAGCUGCGGUGCCACUGCCUGCAGACCGAGGCCGCGGUGAUCCACCCCAAGCGCGUCGCCCACGUGGAGCUGAUCCCCGAGGGGCCCCACUGCGGGGUGCCAGAAGUCAUAGCCACCUCGAAGCACGGCAAGAAAGUCUGUCUGGAUCCCACCGCGCCCUGGGUCCAGCUGAUCGUCACCAAGAUCCUGAACAGUAAAUCUACCAAGCUGUGAGGGGAGCAGAGGAAAUGAACAAGCCACUAUAACAGAAACUACCUGUUUGUACACUGGGAAACCAGUGUGAGAGAGCAUGGGAACCUGAGGCUGGACAGCUCGCCAUGCUGAACUCUUCUUUUGAGGGUCUGAGAGACCAGCCUGCUCCAUUCAACUUCAACCUGUUCCACUGAGUUAUUGCAACCUGUGCUUAUUUAUGUAUUUAUUAAUACAUCUCUGUAGAGCUCUGCGACAGCUAGGUAUUGUGUCAAGCCCUUUAGAUCUUCCUGAUCACCUGAAGGGAUAAUGCUGCAGCAGUGGCUCAAGAAAUGGCUGCUUGUUAAUCUAGUGCACAUUCCCAAUAGCCCAUCCCCUCAGCUCCUCUGAGCAGCUCGAGAUGGACAGUACGGUGAAGCUGUGCCUUUCACAUUGUGGCUGUGCAGGAUGCCUGCUGGCUUGUGAAUAACCAGAGCUUCAGAUUCUGGAGCUGCCAAGCAUUUAGCCUCUGAGCCCACAAAUAUGGAGGAUUGCAAAGUGAAAUCCAAUUAGAAGAAGCACAGUAACUUGCUACAGUCCUGAAAUGUGCUGCCAAGGCACAUGUCCCUCGGACACACAGUCAUUUGCUUGGUUGGGUGAAACAGCUGCUAGUCUGUUUUCCUUUAAUAGAAAAGCAAUCUUUAUGAGAAUGUGGCUUCCAGUCACUAGCUGAAGUUUCUGCAAACUUUUUAGGGUUGUUUUGAUGUGUUAACUUAUUUCUAUGCAAUUUAAAUAUUUGGUAUUUAUGCUGAAGGUUUAAGAACAGUAAGGUUCUGAAGACCCUUGGACAUUUUAUGUCUGCAUUGUAUGACAUACUGUCAUGUUCUGUGUAGAAGUGGUAUUACAAAUUGUACUGUACUAAAAUGCAGUAAUUGUGAGACUGGCGGGAGUUACACAUGAAAUAAAUAUUUUCUGAUUAAAA
Mauremys reevesii (Reeves's turtle) is the source of this 1284-nucleotide messenger RNA. RefSeq names its product growth-regulated alpha protein-like. The coding region runs from base 42 to 347 and encodes 101 amino acids. The record is from RefSeq and is a predicted model, not a curated record. Gene Ontology annotation, cellular component: extracellular region. Gene Ontology annotation, biological process: chemokine-mediated signaling pathway; cellular response to lipopolysaccharide; neutrophil chemotaxis. Lineage: Eukaryota; Metazoa; Chordata; Testudines; Geoemydidae. The transcript is spliced from 4 exons. Gene Ontology annotation, molecular function: chemokine activity; CXCR chemokine receptor binding.